Messenger RNA from Ornithodoros turicata, 1090 nucleotides. RefSeq names its product ADP-ribose pyrophosphatase, mitochondrial-like. Gene Ontology annotation, molecular function: ADP-ribose diphosphatase activity. The transcript has 6 exons. NCBI's taxonomy places the organism in Eukaryota, Metazoa, Arthropoda, Arachnida, Ixodida, Argasidae. Bases 91 to 1026 code for a protein of 311 amino acids. The record is from RefSeq and is a predicted model, not a curated record.
AAUCAAACUUCUGUAUUGACGAGAGAAGUUAUCUUGCGCUGCGCUAUCUAUUGCAAUGUGUUCCGAAUGAUUGACGGUUCCGUGUAAUGUAUGAGCCUGUCCGAAAACCGUACUGCUUCAGACGCAAGCGUUUUUAUUCAGCUAGUUAGCUUAUUGACGAUAAUGAGCAUGCAGGCAGCAGGAUUUAAAACUCUGGCUCACGGAUUGCACACCAAGUGCAGGAAUGCAAUCUAUCCGGGAACACAGGUGAUGCGACUUGCCGUAUCAGAUAACAGGGUCCCUUGGAGUGCAGCGUGGCCAGAAUAUAACCCCCCUUCUUUGAGCCUUCACAAAUCACAGCCCUGGGCUGAUAUGGAUAUCGGUGCUAAAGACUUUUCUCCGCGAUGGAAUGCACUCGACGGCAAAGUGGACCGCAGCAGUCACGAAGGCCCGUACGAGGUCAGAGGUGGGGUCCCUCUGAACCCACACGGGAGGACAGGGCUGGCGGGACGAGGACGGCUCGGUCGAUGGGGACCAAAUCAUGCAGCAGACCCCAUCGUCACAAGGUGGAAGAGAGACGUACACGGAAACGUCGUCCACCAUGAUAUCACUCAGCUUCCUGUCCUGCAAUUUGUUGCUGUUGCACGCAAAGAUUGUGGGGAAUGGGCUAUCCCAGGGGGUAUGGUGGAUCCUGGCGAGUUGGCAUCUUCUACUCUCAGGAGAGAGUUUUGUGAAGAGUCCCUCAACAGCCUCUCUUUGACAGCCCAACAGAGACAGGAGCUGGAGCAGAGUCUCACUCAAUUCUUCACCAAUGGCACGCAGGUAUACAAAGGUUACGUUGAUGAUCCGCGCAACACCGACAAUUCCUGGAUGGAGACGAUAGCCUGCAACUUCCACGAUGAAGACGUGACGAGCCGACUCGCCCUUCAGGCCGGUGACGAUGCGGCCCGAGUCCGGUGGACCGACAUCGAGGCCUGCCUUCCACUUUACGCCUCCCACACUGAACUCGUGCACAGGGUCGUGCAGAUUCACGCGGCACACUGGUGACAACGGCCAAUGACCUCCUUGCCACUAACGGACCUUACUAAAUAAAUAAAGCCAAAGCAAAGGG